Aegilops tauschii subsp. strangulata is the source of this 1921-nucleotide messenger RNA. RefSeq lists its product as uncharacterized. Lineage: Eukaryota; Viridiplantae; Streptophyta; Magnoliopsida; Poales; Poaceae. The record is from RefSeq and is a predicted model, not a curated record.
CAGAUCCCCAGACCACUAACAACAUGACACCGGCAGCAACCUUCCCACAAGCAGCGGCCAUGGCGUACUUGGCCUCCCUGCAGAGCUUCCUCCCGCCCACGGCCCACGCGGUGAUGUCGUCGUCCCAGCACCGGCCCAACCACGCCCGCCCCUUCCAGUGCGCGGCCGUUUCCGCCCCGUCGGCGGCGGCCGCCUCGCCGUCGGCCUCGGCCGUCCCGGCGGAGCGGCUGGAGCCGCGGGUGGUGCAGCGCUGCAACGGGAGGGCGGGUACUGGGUGCCUGACAAGCUCACCAAGCUGCCCAUGGAGCAGAUCGACGCCGACAAGCUCACCAAGCAGGACGUCAACGUGCGGCUCAAGUGGCUCGGCCUCUUCCACCGCCGCAAGCAGUAGUGUAUACCCCUGCUCUGUCAAGGUUCUGAGGCAUUAUCUUGUUGAGGAAUCAUGUUGAGAUCAAUCACAAACAUCAUUGCGGCGGUGGAGCACUUGCUCAGCAACAGCAACAGAGGCGGGGGCGGGCGCGGAGAGGAAGACCCUGGGCUUGGAGGAGAGGUUGAGCAGGGCCAACGCGGCGAUGAAGACCCUGGGCCAGAGUGGCGACGAAGACCAAGCGCCGCGACGGCGACCAAAAUUGUCCGCGGCGACGGCGGCCAAGGCGGACCAAAUCGAGGACCUAGUCGUCAAUUUACUGCUUCUUGGCACGAUUCAGAGGGAGGUGACGAAGAGGAAGAACUUUAGGAGCAAUCCCGCUGCUCAGGUAGGCGAGGGCACACCCAUGGCAACUGCGCGCAGCUGGGCGGCGGCGCAAGGCGCCUCCGUGGAGGUUCUGCGCGUCUCCUCCGCGACGACGCAGGUCGUCUCCUGCACAGGCGGCUGGGUCCUGCAACACGCGGAGACUCUCUCUGGGUGCUGAGGAGAACGGGGGAGGAAGACGGGGGAUGGUGGCCGGAGCCGGCGACGCGCGAGGGACGGUGGAGAACUGAGGAAGGAGACGGGGGCGUUUUUUCAAAUGAUUCGAAAGUAUCAGGACAUGUUUGCAAAAUGCAUAAUGUACAGCACGCGCGACAUCUAAAUCCGAACGGAGGGAGUACUACUAGUAAACGCGGACAGUGGGAUCAAGUUAAAAGAAGUGCUAUUCAGCCGAACCCAAAGACAAAAUAGCUGAAAUUUCUGAAUUUUUAAGUGGUGACAGAAAUUUGGAACCAUCACAUGUCAUGGCAUCCCCCUUUGUCUCUUCCCUUCUAAUCCAACUCUCUCUGAGACCUUCAUGAAUAUAUAACCUUAUCAAAACCCCUCACUCACAUUCAGUUGAGACCUCAGACUCACACCCAGCUCUGCCUCAGCGGCUCAGCCACAGCAGCGCCUCUGUCUCUCGCUAGCUGUCCUGCCCGACAUACAUGGAGAUGGACAGUGAGCCGUCGACGCCGAGCCAGUCCUCCUACUUCACCGGCUGCAUGGCCACCCCGGCGUGGCUGCCGGCCCUGCAGCGGAGCCCCGGGCGGUUCCACCUCCUGUCGCGCGACGGCGGGCGCGACGGCGGGCGGCGGGCGUGGAUGCGGCUGCUCAGGCGGCUGGUGAGGAAGAGCGCCUGCUGCCCCAGCCCCAGGGCGCCGCCCAUGAUCACCUUCCAGUACGACGCCGCCAGCUACGCCAAGAACUUCGACGAAGGCCGCCGGCCCUCCUCCGCCUCCGCCGCCGCCGACAAGCCGGCCGCCGGCCAGCUGAUCGACCCGGCCGAGAGCCUCAGAUGACUCCUUGUGUUUUCCUCUGAUUUUCCUUGUCGUCGGUUCGCGCGUAGCUGUUGUUCCUCGGUGGCGGUAGUUGCGACGUCGGUGUCCAUGUCUCGGCGGAAAAUCGCUGCUUGUACAGAAGAUGCAGACUGUUCUUGUCCAAAUGUGCAUGACUCCCUCUCGAGUCGAGUCU